AUGUGGAUGCAUGAGCGCCUUGCGAAAGGUGGAGCCAAUAACACUAUAUUAUUUGCUAUUUGUUGUAUGAGUGGAAAGUUCACUCUCCCUUUGUUGCCGGUUCCGCCACCAUUGUUGUGGGUGCUGUUGAAUGGUGAUGAUCAACGAGCUUUGCAAUACCAGAAAUAUAUCAGGGCCUUUAAUGGUAUGUUUUCGUUCACAUCUAUGGCUGGAAAGAUUCAGUACACACUAAACAAGGGUUCUGCCCCCUAUCUUCGUCUUAUCAAGAAGAGGAAUACUGAUGGUAGAAGAUAUAAUCUACCAUCAGCGUCUGAAGUUGCUGCUCUUAUUGUAGGUGAUUUUGAUAUCGACAACCUUUCGAGGGACGUUGUUAUUCAGACGCAUUCGAACCUUCUGAAACGGAUUGAUGUUAAUCAUCCGCAGUACCUUGCACUACAGUACCCCUUGCUUUUUCCGUACGGAGAAGAUGGUUUUCGGAGUGAUAUCUUAAUAUCCGAUGAAACAUCUAAGCAACAGUUACAUAAGCGAGAAACAAUUAGCAUGAGGGAGUUUUUGUCUUUUCGAAUCCAAAUGAGAUCGCAUGAUUCGCAAGUGCUUCUCAAAUCAAGACGUUUGUUCCAACAAUUCUUGGUUGAUAGUUACACUAUGGUAGAACCGAAAAGAUUACAAUAUCACAUGUUCCACCAGAGCAAGUUUCAUUCCCAUCAACUGCAAGGCCUACACGAGUGUCUAAUACAGGGUGAAACACAGGCUGCAAGAACUGGAAAACGAGUUAUCUUGCCGUCUUCAUUUGUCGGUGGUCCCCGAUACAUGUACAACAAUUGCAAAGAUGCAUUUUCUAUUUGCAAGUAUGCCGGAUACCCUAGCUAUUUCAUUACUAUCACAUGUAACCUAGAUUGGACCGAGAUCAAAGAUUGCAUUGCGGACUAUUCAUUAAAGCCAAGUGACAGGCCUGAUAUCAUAUCAAGGGUUUUCAAGAUCAAGUUAGAUGUCUUGCUGAAAGACUUAAAGGAUGGGUCCAUAUUCGGAAAGCCUAAAGGAAUUGUGUACACAGUUGAAUUCCAAAAGCGUGGUCUUCCCCACUGUCAUAUUUUAUUAUUUGUUCAACCAGCUGAUACGCCUCGAUCAUCCGAUGAUAUUGACCAUCAUAUAUCGACUGAGAUACCCGACGAACACACACAACUUAAGCUGUAUAGCUUAGUCCAAAAAUUCAUGAUUCACGGACCAUGUGGGGUUUUGAACAUGAGUAGCCCGUGUAUGGUUAAUGGGAGGUGUUCCAAGUUUUAUCCAGUUCCUUUCCGUGAGAAAACAUCCAUAGACAGUGCAGGUUUUCCCAAGUAUAAACAGUCGGAUAAUGGGCGUUCAACAACCAAGAGAAAUGUUAAUCUCGACAAUAGGUUUAUUGUCCCAUACAAUGCAACAAUGCUCAUUAAGUAUGGCUGUCACAUAAAUGUUGAGUAUACUUGCCAGACGUCUGCUAUUAAGUAUUUGUUCAAGUACGUCCACAAAGGUAAUGAUUGUGUCACAGCUUUGUUCUUCCGAUCACAUGAUUCAACUGGUUCUGAUGUCACUGUAGAUGAAAUCCAAAACUACUAUGAUUGUCGGUAUAUAUCAACUUGUGAGGCAUCCUGGCGGCUAUUCGGGUUUGAGAUUCAGUACAAAGAGCCUAACGUCAUCCGCCUUCCAUUCCAUCUUCCAAAUGAAUAG
Arachis stenosperma is the source of this 1707-nucleotide messenger RNA. RefSeq lists its product as uncharacterized. Bases 1 to 1707 code for a protein of 568 amino acids. The transcript is spliced from 3 exons. The record is from RefSeq and is a predicted model, not a curated record. NCBI's taxonomy places the organism in Eukaryota, Viridiplantae, Streptophyta, Magnoliopsida, Fabales, Fabaceae.